This is a messenger RNA of Salvelinus fontinalis (brook trout), 5588 nucleotides long. RefSeq names its product tetratricopeptide repeat protein 9A-like. The record is from RefSeq and is a predicted model, not a curated record. Lineage: Eukaryota; Metazoa; Chordata; Actinopteri; Salmoniformes; Salmonidae. The transcript is spliced from 3 exons. Gene Ontology annotation, molecular function: protein binding. Bases 601 to 1344 code for a protein of 247 amino acids.
CUGUUCGGGAUGACAUCAUGGUACUCAUGGGACCACGGAGCGCGCACCACAAAUCUACACUGCCUCUGCGCACAUAUGAGCGCAAUAUAUCAGACUUUUAUUUUAUUUUAUAGGGAACAGGUUGCUGAACACACAAACGCGAGGCAUAGCUUGUUUUCGUCAUUUAUUAUCUGGUUGCUGCAUUUCUUCUUUUGAGGUAGAGGCUACAGACUACAGAAGAAGCGAGAUGCGCCACGCAUCAGGCUUUUGUCGAAAGAAAUCCAUGGCAGAGAUUCUAGAAUCAUGAUUAUAUGAGGAAAAGAAGAGUCGGAUGCACGCACGACCGAUUCCACCGUCACCAGAAGACUGGAAAAUAAAAGAUACAGGCUUGUAACGUGCGUGCGAGCUGUCACAGGCGGGCACCAGUGUUGCCUAGCGCCAGACUACUUUGCGCCACAAGUAGAAAACAGGGGAUGCACGAAAACUGUGAAGACAACCGGUGCACGAUGCAGGACUGAAUCUAUAUAUUUCCCCUAGAAUAACCAGACAGGCGUUGUGUCGACUUGGCUAUCAUUUGAGUGUAAAGCGCGUCGAAUAAGUAGUCUAAUUAUUAUCGAGAAGAUGAGUGUAAACCAGACUGGGUAUGAUGGCAUCUCUAGAGUGGAUGGUGUCACGGUAACGGGCGGCCUCAACAUCAGUGGUACCCCGAAGCUGCAACAGUGUGCUCAGCCUCCCGGUAACCGACCCAGGGAUGCCCGAUACCAGCAGCACGGCGGUCGGCAGCACCAGCACGCCAGCUCCGCUGUCAAACCGCCUAAUUCUGAACGGUCCGAACCCGCGGACGUUGUGAAGCGCGCCAUUGACUUCAAGACGCAAGGCACACAGUGUUACAAGGAUAAAAAGUACCGGGAGGCGAUUGGCAAGUACCACCGUGCUUUAUUAGAGAUGAAGGGAUUGUGCCGGGUGCUGGGAGACCCUGAAGCCAGCUCUAAGUCUCCUUCCUCGGUGCUGCCUACUAUGACCAAAUCAGACAGCCUGACGGACGAGCAGAAAGGUGCCAUGGAGAACGCCGAGUUGGAGUGUUACAACAGUCUGGCAGCGUGCCUGUUGCAGAUGGAGCUGGUCAACUAUGAGCGUGUGAAGGAGUAUUGUCUGAAGGUGCUGCGUAAGGAAGGGGACCACUUCAAGGCUCUGUACCGCUCUGGGGUGGCCUACUAUCACCUAGGAGACUUCCACAAGGCCCUUCACUACCUCAAGGAGUCCCACAAACAGCAGCCAGCAGACACCAACGUUCUCCGUUACAUCCAGCUGACUGAGAUGAAGAUCCGACGUUCCGCCCAGAAGGAGAAGAAAGAGACCACAUAAACAACCAACUCACUGUCUUAAUUUAUUUACUAAGGCUUUGCCCCGAAAUGGCACCCUAUUCCCUAUGCAGUGCACUAGGGACCUAUGGGCCCUGGUCAAAAGGAGUGCACUGCAUAGGGAAUAGGGUGCCAUUUAAGAUGCCGCCCACCUCACUUUUCACUCAACGUCAAUUUGUACCUUUCUUCAUGCUCUACUCAGACCACGAUACAGUGUGUUAUACAGGAUUUCUAUAUAGAUAUGCUUCAGCCUUGCACAGCCACUUUAUCCUUCCUCCUCUUCUUCUUCUCGCCAAUUAUGUGAUUCAUACCAAUGUGUACUUUAGUACUUAUGAGUAUAUGUCAACUAUUUUAUACAGAUAUGCAGUACCAGUCAAAAGUUUAGACACACCUACACAUUAAAAGGUUUUUCUUUAUUUUUUCCUAUUUUCUCCAUAUUUUGUAGAAUAAAAGUGAAGACAUCAAUACUAUGAUAAUAAUACAUAUGGAAUCAUGUAGUAACCAAAAAAGUGUUAAGUAAAUCAAAAUAUAUUUUAUAUUCUUUAAAGAAGCCACCCUUUGCCUUGAUGACUUUGCAUACUCUUGGCAUUCUCUCAACCAGCUUCACCUGGAAUGCUUUUCCAACAGUCUUGAAGGAGUUCCCACAUAUACUGAGGACUUGUUGGCUGCUUUUCCUUCACUCUGCGGUCCAACUCAUCCCAAACCAUCUUAUUUGGGUUGAGGUCUGAUGAUUGUGGAGGCCAGGUCAUCUAAUGCAGCCCUCCAUCACUCUCCUUCUUGGUCAAAAAGCCUUUACACAGGCUGAAGGUGUGUUUGAGUCAUUGUCCUGUUGAAAAACAAAUGAUAGUCCCACUAAGCGCAAACCAGAUGAGAUGGCGUAUCGCUGCAGAAUGCUGUGGUAGCCAUGCUGGUUAAGUGUGCCUUGAAUUCUAAAUAAAUCACAGACAGUGUCACCAGCAAAGCACCCCCACAAAAUCACACCUCCUCUUCCAUGCUUCACGGUGGGAACCACACAUACGGAGAUCAUUCGUUCACUUACUCUGCAUCUCACAAAGACACUGGGAAGAGACCCAAAAAUCUCAAAAAAGGACUCAUCAGACGAAAGGACAGAUUUCCACCGGUCUAAUGUCCAUUGCUCAUGUUUCUUGGCCCAAGCAAGUCUCUUCAUCUUAUUGGUGUCCUUUAGUAGUGGUUUCUUUGCAGCAAUUCGACCAUGAAGGCCUGAUUCACGCAGUCUCCUCUGAACAGUUGAUGGUGAGAUGUGUCUUUUACUUGAACUCUGUGAAGCAUUUAUUUGGGCUGUAAUCUGAGGUGCAGUUAACUCUAAUGAACUUAUCCUCUGCAGCAGAGGUAACCCUGGGUAUUCCUUUCCUGUGGCGGUUGUCACGUGGGCUCCCUCUCCCCGGCCUCGAGGUCACCAGGCUGCUCGUUAUGGGGCACACCUGUUACCAUCGUUACGCGCAACAGCGCAUUAUGACACUCACCUGGACUCUAUCACCUCCUUGGUUACCAGCCCUAUUUAUGUCACUCCCUUUGGUUCCUUCCCUAUAUAUGUCACUCCCUUUGGCUCCUUCCCUAUAUAUGUCACUCCCUUUGGCUCCUUCCCUAUAUAUGUCACUCCCUUUGGCUCCUUCACUAUAUAUGUCACUCCCUUUGGUUCCUUCCCUAUAUAUGUCCCUCCCAUUGGUUCCUUCCCUAUAUAUGUCACUCCCUUUGGUUCCUUCCCUAUAUAUGUCACUCCCUUUGGUUCCUUCCCUAUAUAUGUCACUCCCUUUGGUUCCUUCCCUAUAUAUGUCACUCCCUUUGGUUCCUUCCCUAUAUAUGUCACUCCCUUUGGCUCCUUCCCUAUAUAUGUCACUCCCUUUGGUUCCUUCCCUAUAUAUGUCACUCCCUUUGGCUCCUUCCCUAUAUAUGUCACUCCCUUUGGCUCCUUCCCUAUAUAUGUCACUCCCUUUGGCUCCUUCCCUAUAUAUGUCACUCCCUUUGGCUCCUUCCCUAUAUAUGUCACUCCCUUUGGUUCCUUCCCCAGGCGUCAUUGUUUCUGUGUCAUGUCUGUGCGUUGUUCGUGUUUCUUGUUUUGUAUUAUGUUGUGUUAAUUUAUUAAAACACUCACUCCCUGCUCUUGCUUCCCGACUCUCAGCGCACAUCAUUACAGCGGUUCUCAUCAGAGCCAGUUUCAUCGUGGCGCUUGAUGGUUUUUGCGAAUGCACUUGAAGAAACUUUCAAAGUUCUUGAAAAUUUCCAGAUUGACUGACCUUCAUGUCUUAAAAUAAUGAUGGACUGUCGUUUCUCUGACUUGGUCUUUUACCAAAUAGGGCUAUCUUCUGUAUCCCACCCCUACCUUGCGUUGUGUUUUACGUCCAACUCUACCUUGUCACAACACAACUGAUUGGCUCAAAUGCAUUAAGAUGGAAAGAAAUUCACACCUGUUAAUUAAAAUGCAUUCCGGGUGACUACCUCAUGAAGCUGGUUGAGAAAAUGCCAAGAGUGUGCAAAGGUGUCAUCAAGGCAAAGGGUGGCUAAUUUGAAGAAUCUCAAAUAUAAAAUGUAUUUAGAUGUGUUUAACACUUUUUUGGUUACUACAUGAUUCCAUAUGUGUUAUUUCAUAGUUUUUGUUGUCUUCACUAUUAUUCUACAAUGUAGAAAAUAGUAAAAAUGAAAGGAAAAUCCUUGAAUGAGUAGGUGUGUAACAAACUUUUGACAGGUACUGUACAUACAACUGAAAUGGUGCAGCUGCCAGCCUCUUUUGGCGACCAUCUCCAAAGUUUAUGUGGCAGACAUUACAAUGUUGUUGAACAUUAUAUAUGGUUGGAAAUGCACUACACUGCCAGGUCCAACGUGUAGAUUAGGGCAACAACACAUCUGAUGGAGUCAAAGUAACAGAUUUCACAGGAUGAAGCAUGUGACCUGUGACUGGCUAAGUUAGCGCCUGCCUUCCCUCCCUCCUACUGACAACAUGUGUUUGUGUUCACCGUGGAAUCACUGUUUGACAAACCUCUCACUUUUUAGCCGAGGAUUCAAUCCAAUCGCGCUUUGUCCGCUUAUGAACUUUUUUUUUUUAAGGCAAUGUGUCUGCGUUCACGGAGAUUCACGAUAAACGUGGCAUAUGUCAGUUUAACUGGAAAUUAUGUUUAAAACGACGCAUUGUUCAAAUCGGUGAUCGGAUUGAAUCCCGGCUUUAGACAUUGAGCCAAAACAACACUUGUGUUUUGUUUUGAUAGAUUAUUGAGAUUUGGCAAGAUGUUUUGAUAACUAUAAUAAUAUAAUAUAUAUAUAAUAGAUCUAUAAAUACUCUAUUUAGGUUAUAAGGGCACAUACACUGAAUAAAAAUAUAAGCGAAACAUGUAAAGUGUUGGUAUGUUUCAUAAGCUGAAAUAAAAGAUCCCCAAAAUUUUACAUGCGCACAAAAAACUUAUUUCUCAAAAUUUGAGUGCACAAAUUUGUUUACAGCCCGGUUAGUGAGCAUUUUUCCUUUGCCAAGAUAAUCCAUCCACCAAAAGGCCACUCUAAAAUGUGCAGUUUUGUCACACAACACAAUGCCACAGAUGUCUGAAGUUUUGAAAGAGAGCGUGCAAUUGGCCUGCUGACUGCAGGAAUGUCCACCAGAACUGUUGCCAGAGAAUUGAAUGUUAAUUUCUCUACCAUAUGCCGCCUCCAACGUCGUUUUAGAGAAUUUGGCAGUGGGUCCAACCAGCCUUACAACCACAGAUAACAUUUAUGGCGUUGUGUGGGCCAGCGGUUUGCUGAAUGUUGUGAACAGAGUGCCCGAUGGUGGUGGUGGGGUUAUGGUAUGGGGCAGGCAUAAGCUACGGACAACGAACACAAUUGCAUUUUAUCGAUUUUUUUUUUAAGGUAUCUGUGACCAACAAAUGCAUAUGUGUAUUCCCAGUCAUGUGAAAUCCAUAGAUUAGGACCUAAUGAAUUUAUUUCAAUUGACUGAUUUCCUUAUAUGAACUGUAACUCAGUAAAAUCUAUGGAAUUGUUGCAUGUUGCCGUUUAUAAUUUUGUUAAAGGAUAUUUGCUAAUUACAAGCUCAUUGUCAUGACACUUUAUCAGAAAAUAUAUUAAAAAAAGAGUAGCUUACUUUAUAAAAGAAAAUGCUAUAAGUAUGUUUAAAUUAUAUAAUAGCAAAGCUAAUUGUAUUUUGUUUGUAAAUGUAAACAGGGGCAUUCCAUACACAAGAGUAUCUUUGAGAAAACCCCCAAUUUACUGUUAAGUUAUGUGUCUAAUAAAGGUGUUAUAAUUAUA